Molecule: messenger RNA, 1452 nt
Organism: Eremomyces bilateralis CBS 781.70
Lineage: Eukaryota; Fungi; Ascomycota; Dothideomycetes; Eremomycetales; Eremomycetaceae
Exons: 2
Coding region: 80-1174 (364 amino acids)
Source: RefSeq, a predicted model, not a curated record
CAAUCCCAAGCCAGCGAGGCCAGGCCCUCUACCACCGUUCCUCCGGUUCCCUAUCCCCAUCGCCACCCCCCUGAACACCAUGAUCGACGAUGCUUCAAGUCACCCCAACCAGACCUCUCCGCGCUUCCUCCGUCGUCCGGACACCUUGCAUGAUUUGCUUCACGCGUCGAGCCAACGCCAUGGAUACAACCGCACACAGACCAAGAGUGCCGAACCGCUGUCAUCCCACCAGUUCCAAUUCGUGGAAGAAACCGCCGACAUCAUACGACAAAUUAGCGCGUCGCCGGACCGUCUCGAUGCCAGCGAAUCCAUCCGGUCGGCGCCAGCCAGUUUCUCCGUUCCCGGCCCUGACGUUGUGGUUCCAUCCAUCGAGCUCGGUCAUCCGGCCGACAGCGCGGACGAUGCUCCUCGAAGCCCGUUUACGGAAUGGGGAAACGCUACGCACGGGAAUGGUCACGACCCGAUGGUGCAUCCCGAUAAAACGUCGGGCAGACCGCCACCACCUAUGACAUCGGGGCAAACAAUUCGGUUGGUGCAAACUAGGAAGGCUCUCGCACGAGCUGCCCAGCUUGCCCGGGUGCGGGUCAACCGGACUCGCAACCUUCCGUAUCACGACCCUAACAACCGGCCUCUCCAUCCCGCACCUGACAACGGUUGGACACCCUACGGCGGUCCGGCACCUUACGACGGCUCGACACAUUAUGACGCCCCCAUCACCCACCAACCGCCCCUCCACAACAUCUUCCUUCCCAUGCAUAACAACCCCAGCAACCCGCACCCAUCCACGCUCCCCCACUACUCUGUCCCCAUUCCUAAUCCAACAGCCCACAACACCUACCUCGUGUCCGACCCCUUUCAACCUCAAUUCCCCCCUUCACACAUCUCUCCGAAUCCCGCCCCCCCACCCGAAGUCAUGCACCGACCCGUAGCUUUGCCCCCACCCCCCGUCUUCUACUCACCCAUCGGCCUCCACGAGUCCCUGGUCGUCCACCCACCCCCGAAUCUCAACGCACCCCCAGUCGUCCACCCGCCCCCCAGCCUCGACGUCCCCGUCAACGGUCCCCAACCGCGCGGACUACAACCCCACGGCGCGCCUGGCCUUCCGGAGCAGGCGGGAUUGGCGGUCGGGGUGCAGGGUGAUGGGACGAUCGAUCACGGUGUGAGGACGGACUGAGAAUUGAAGUGUGAACGGGCGAGUGGGUGGUUGCUGUGACGUGUGGACCUUGGUGGUGGAUUUGGUUGGGUUGAGUGGGACUACUGCGCGUCCGUAUUCUUUCCGCGCUCACGCGUUAUUCAUUCGCAUCUGCCAGUUGACGGAGGAUGUUUGUAUUGUUAAGAGACAUGGCGGUCAGCGACUGAUCGGAGAAAUUGCAACCGGACUGUUUGGCAUCGAUGGUUCGUUUCGCGGUGCGGUACAUUGCUAAUUAGGAGAGUGAUGUUGGCUAGAAGCAG